This is a messenger RNA of Closterium sp. NIES-65, 2124 nucleotides long. The record is from the annotation of a GenBank genome assembly. NCBI's taxonomy places the organism in Eukaryota, Viridiplantae, Streptophyta, Zygnematophyceae, Desmidiales, Closteriaceae.
AUGGACGUGGACGUGGACGUGGACGUGGACGUGGACGUGGACGUGGACGUGGACAUGGACGUGGACGUGGACGUGGACGUGGACGUGGACGUGGACGUGGACAUGGACGUGGACGUGGACGUGGACGUGGACGUGGACGUGGACGUGGACGUGGACGUGGACAUGGACGUGGACGUGGACGUGGACGUGGACGUGGACGUGGACGUGGACGUGGACGUGGACGUGGACGUGGACGUGGACGUGGACGUGGACGUGGACGUGGACGUGGACGUGGACGUGGACGUGGACGUGGACAUGGACGUGGACGUGGACGUGGACGUGGACGUGGACGUGGACAUGGACGUGGACGUGGACGUGGACGUGGACGUGGACGUGGACGUGGACGUGGACGUGGACGUGGACGUGGACGUGGACGUGGACGUGGACGGGACGUGGACGUGGACGUGGACGUGGACGUGGACGUGGACGUGGACGUGGACGUGGACGUGGACGUGGACGUGGACGUGGACGUGGACGUGGACAUGGACGUGGACGUGGACGUGGACAUGGACGUGGACGUGGACGUGGACGUGGACUGACGUGGACGUGGACGUGGACGUGGACGUGACGUGGACGUGGACUGGACGUGGACGUGGACGUGGACGUGGACGUGGACGUGGACGUGGACGUGGACGUGGACGUGGACGUGGACGUGGACGUGGACGUGGACAUGGACGUGGACGUGGACGUGGACGUGGACAUGGACGUGGACGUGGACAUGGACGUGGACGUGGACGUGGACGUGGACAUGGACGUGGACGUGGACGUGGACGUGGACAUGGACGUGGACGUGGACGUGGACGUGGACGUGGACGUGGACGUGACGUGGACAUGGACGUGGACGUGGACGUGGACAUGGACGUGGACGUGGACGUGGACGUGGACAUGGACGUGGACGUGGACGUGGACAUGGACGUGGACGUGGACGUGGACAUGGACGUGGACGUGGACGUGGACAUGGACGUGGACGUGGACGUGGACGUGGACGUGGACAUGGACGUGGACGUGGACGUGGACGUGGACGUGGACGUGGACGUGGACGUGGACGUGGACGUGGACGUGGACGUGGACGUGGACGUGGACAUGGACGUGGACGUGGACAUGGACGUGGACGUGGACGUGGACGUGGACGUGGACAUGGACGUGGACGUGGACGUGGACAUGGACGUGGACGUGGACGUGGACAUGGACGUGGACGUGGACGUGGACGUGGACGUGGACGUGGACAUGGACGUGGACGUGGACGUGGACGUGGACGUGGACGUGGACGUGGACGUGGACGUGGACGUGACGUGGACGUGGACGUGGACAUGGACGUGGACGUGGACGUGGACGUGGACGUGGACGUGGACGUGGACGUGGACGUGGACGUGGACGUGGACGUGGACCGUGGACGUGGACGUGGACGUGGACGUGGACGUGGACGUGGACAUGGACGUGGACGUGGACGUGGACGUGGACGUGGACGUGGACGUGGACAUGGACGUGGACGUGGACGUGGACGUGGACAUGGACGUGGACGUGGACGUGGACGUGGACAUGGACGUGGACGUGGACGUGGACGUGGACGUGGACAUGGACGUGGACGUGGACGUGGACGUGGACGUGGACGUGGACGUGGACAUGGACGUGGACGUGGACGUGGACGUGGACGUGGACGUGGACGUGGACGUGGACGUGGACGUGGACGUGGACGUGGACGUGGACGUGGACGUGGACGUGGACGUGGACGUGGACAUGGACGUGGACGUGGACGUGGACGUGGACGUGGACGUGGACGUGGACGUGGACGUGGACGUGGACGGGGACAUGGACGUGGACGUGGACGUGGACAUGACGUGGACGUGGACGUGGACGUGGACGUGGAUGGACGUGGACAUGGACGUGGACGUGGACGUGGACGUGGACGUGGACAUGGACGUGGACGUGGACGUGGACAUGGACGUGGACGUGGACGUGGACGUGGACGUGGACGUGGACGUGGACGUGGACGUGGACGUGGACGUGGACAUGGACGUGGACGUGGACGUGGACGUGGACGUGGACGUGGACAUGGACGUGGACGUGGACGUGACAUGGACGUGA